This is a messenger RNA of Folsomia candida, 4075 nucleotides long. RefSeq lists its product as uncharacterized. Gene Ontology annotation, biological process: synapse organization. Lineage: Eukaryota; Metazoa; Arthropoda; Collembola; Entomobryomorpha; Isotomidae. The coding region runs from base 198 to 1640 and encodes 480 amino acids. The transcript is spliced from 11 exons. Gene Ontology annotation, cellular component: neuron projection membrane. The record is from RefSeq and is a predicted model, not a curated record.
AUUCGCGUGAUGGACAAAGAACUCAGAAGAUGAUGUAAUUCUCACGAGAAAAAAAUAGUCGAACCAAUCAAAAUCGUUUUGAAUGAAGUGAAAUGAACACUCUAAAUUCAAAAACUUUUCAAUGAAUGACACGCUCCAGAAAAUGAGUGUAGUGUAAAACUUUUAAUUUCUCCCUUACGUAACGAACAAUUAUCAACAUGGGUGUCAAUAAGGGACGACGAUUCGUGGCCGGAGGUGGAGGCGGAGGGUGUUUAAUUAAUGGGAAUAAGGGAAGAAAGUGCGUGACUCGUAUCCUGCUUGACUCAUCAUCAAUCUCUUAUUUCUCCCUUUUGCUCGUCCUCAUCCUCGUCAUCAUCUCGGAUCAAGGGGUGUCGCAUCAAAAGACUUCGUCAGCGUUGGCCACAGCCGCCGUGGCUGCCUCGUCGAGUGUUUCGUCGGGGGGAACGACCACGCGGCAGAGAUGGUUGCAGUACCAGACCGCCCUAAGUAACACGGGACCCUUGGGGAGCUCCAGCUCAUCAUCGUCAGCCCCACCCACAGCCACCACGUCGUCCACCACCACCACAUCUCAUCCCAUCCUUAACCCGAAUAAUGAAAAUAUUAGCAUGACAUCCUCCCCACCCAGCGGCAGCACUUCUGCACCCACAACAAAGCCCCUCACCACGACGAAAAGCUUCUCCUCGAGGAGCAGCAGUAGCAACAUUAACUCGUACAACAGCAAUAGAAACAAUUAUUUCGGCGCGGCGGGUCGCAGAAGGAUGCCGAACCCGACUUACGUGGACGGAUUUCCGGACGGGGCGCUUUUCGAGAACAAUACCAGCGUCAAUAUCACUGUUCCUCUGGGUGACACUGCGUUUCUGCGAUGCCGCGUUAAAAACCUGGGGGAACGAUCGAUUUCUUGGGUUCGAAGAAGAGACUGGCAUAUUCUGACGACUGGAAAAGUGACGUACACGAAUGACGAGAGGUUUCACAUCCUCCACACGGAGGGCACGGAUGACUGGACGUUACAAAUAAAGUUUAUACAGAGUCGAGAUAACGGGACGUACGAGUGUCAGAUAUCAACAGGCACUGGGAUAAUCUCCUUCCUGGUCAAUGUGAUGAUUGCGGUGCCAGAGGCCUUCAUUCUGGGGAAUGGGGACGAAUAUCAUGUCGAGCAAGGGAGUACGAUCAAUCUCGUUUGCGUAAUUGAAAAGAGUCCAAAGGUUCCCGAGUUCAUCUUCUGGUACCACAACGAGCUAAUGAUAAACUAUGGCAGUUCGAGAGAAGUGACUGUCCGAACAGAGCCGGGUUUAAGGACGCAAUCCAGGCUGACGAUACGUGACGCUAGGAUAUCCGAUUCGGGGAAUUAUUCUUGUAAAACUCCUCACGCCGAGCCGGCAUCCAUCUUUGUCUACGUCUCGCAAGCAUCCGGUCUCUUUUCUGGCGACAAGAUUGCAGCCAUUCAGCGAAGGACGAAUAACAAUUCCCCGUCGUCGGCCACAUCAUCGGGCAGUUCUGGGCCGACGACAUUGUCAUCAACAUCGCUGCUCCGUCGUGUCCAUCUUUUUGAGGAGAGGAGGAAGAGCUUCUUCUGCAGCCGGUUAACUAUCUCCGCCAUAAUCAUAACAAUUCCGCUCCUGCUCUACCCGGAUUUGGAAUGAUGAUGUGGCACUACUUGACGAGUGUAAAUGUGUGUGCUAAUAACUAAGUGAGUGAAGAACAGACGGGGAGAAAACUUUGUGUAUAUCUUUCAUGCAAGACGAGGAGAAGAAGAGCAACAAUUUUCGGAUAAAUUGACAUUCGUUAAUGUCAAUUUAGCUACAAAAUGGUACAACGUCGUAAUAAUCGGGAACGUGGUGAUGGUCAAAUCACGACAAAUAAAUACGUGAGAAGGCUUAAACCAACUUCACAAAGAAAGCAAAAAACUGUCACUUUAUUUUCUAAAAACUAAAUCCACUCCUCCACCCACGUGUUUCCUUAGAGUUGCAACGUGCUUACUUUUUUAGGGACAAUUUGAUAUAAGAAAGUAGUCUGUGAAGGUUCCAUAAUCUCAAAUGUGACGGGAAACUAGGAAGCAGAAGGAGACCACCAACUUUCUCUCUCCGCCAUUUCCACUCCAUUCCAUUACCCGAUUAUUAUUGCAUUAUUACAUCGCCUCAUCAACUUGCCUUCCUUCCAUCCGAGAAAAGGAGGCAGCUCGAGCUACAGUCAGCAAUCAACAAUCUCUUCCCAACUAAUCGGUGGUGUGGUGGAUUGAAGCCAAAGAUUUGUUUCCGUUCCUCCAAAGAGAGCGGAAUCAACUGGAUUGGAUAAACUGAAGGAAGGAUGAAGAGAUGAACUGACAAUUCCUACUUUUCGGACCAUUUCACACCUUAUUAGUGUCCAACUAUCGGCUCAAACCGUCUACUCCCACUAUUACUUUUUUUUCUUUCCUACGAAAAAGAGUGAAGAAAGUUGCAUGUGACGUGGAAUACGAGACUUUUUUCCUGUGUAAAAACUUAAUCAAUUUUCUCUCCCAAUUUAUUUUUGGAGUGAGUGACGUGUCUACGUGCGUUUUUACAAGGGUUUCCGAUUAUAAGGAUGCAAAUGACUCUGAUGUAAUUAUUCAUCGAAAUUUUAUAUAAGAAAGUUGUGCACUAUCGCUUUCUCAUCUCCUCGUGUGCAAUCAGACCUUGAAUAAAAAGUAGCAACAGCAGGAGCGGUGGACUGUCUGGAUGAAAUCUGUCAAUCGAUUAUGUCAAUUAUCUAUCCGCUGUACGAGGGUAGGAAAAAAAGCUAAGUGGAUCCAAUAAGUUGCUUUGCUCCUAAAAUAAAAUCAAGGCUGGCUGGCUGGGAAAGGAUAAGACGAGAAAAAAAUGAGAAAGUCGUCAUCAUUGGCUUAUCAGGAAAGAAGUGAUGAAUUGAAUUCAUUCAUUCAGCGUCCACUCCGCUAAUUGAGGUCCAGCCAGAUAAAAAAAAUCCACUUUCUCCACCGACCGACCGACCCACUCAAGACGGGAAAGUGGACUGGAUUGGAUGGCCAUACUCUAAUUCAGUCAUGCACCACCACUGCAUAUUAUUGCACUAAACUACAGAGUAACUUUCACUAACUGGGAGGAGGAUACUGGAUCAUGUCGCCAAUAUUUAAUGAGGCAACCCUCCCAUCCCAUCCUUUUAUGAAAGUUGGAACAAUAAGGAAAUUCUCAACUCGGUCACUAGCAAAGUUAAAAUUUGUACAUAACUCAAGCAACACGAGGAAUUUAUAUCGAGGGUAAAAUAAUAAUAAUAAAAUGGUACACAUCCAUCACAAUCUUUUCAAUAAUAUUUAGUUCACAAGUUGCAUGUUAAACGUUAAGUAAUCUUUAGGGAUGAAUAAUAGCUUGUGGAAAUAAUAAAUUGUCAAAUGACAUCGUCAUCAUCAUCUUGCGAACCAAGUUGGUAUACAUAAUAAAUAUUAAUAAAUAAUAAUUCUUCCUCUUCUUCUGCUGCUGCUAGGUCUCUAAUAAAAUUAGGCUGUUGAGAUGAUUACUACGAUGAUGAUGAUGAUGAAUGUUGAAAUAUGUAGAGCUAAGCUAAGCACCAAUCUUAAUUACAAGUGAGACAUUAUUAACGUUGGAUUGGAGGUUAAUUACAGUACGCUGUGUGGAUUAUAAGUAUAAUUAUAGGUUAAAAGGGAUACAUAUGCCAAUAGAUUUAUGAGCGUGUUUGUGUGCCCAUGAAAAUGUUUCAGGAUUGCCUGUGAGGUUUGAAACAUGGUUUAUUUCUUAUUCAGACCACCACAUUGUUUCGUGAAUAAUAAAGAUUUUAACUCUGUAAAUAUUUAAUUGCUCGCGCGAUACAAGAAUUAUUACGGGAUGUAAGUAAGAGGGAGGAAAUUCUCAACAAUAAUAAUUACUGGCACGAUUCGACUGUUUAAUCAAAUAUUGUAACUUUAUUGCCGGAUGAAUUAUGCGUAUAAACACAUAAAUGUAAAUAUUAAUGUAUCCUUUCCAAGUUAAAAAUGAUCUUGUAAAUACAUAUAUGUAAAUAAUAAUAUGCUCUGGUGACUGUGUGUGGUGGGUGGGGUAAUUUUUUAAUUCAAUGAUCAAAUAAAUAAAUAAAUUAUGUGGAUGAAAAA